AGUAUUGCCAUCUGACAUGAACCGCAGAACCAUCCUGGUUGUGUGGGAUCAGCCGGCCAUCUUCAGGCCAUCUUCAGGCCAUCUUCACGCCAUCUUCUUCACGCCACCACAAGCUAAGGAGGCGAUUUGAGAUUGAGAACGCAACGUCAGUUAAGUAGAUCCAGGGUGCAUCCAACUCUCAUCUACGUAUCCAUUCGCUCCUCAAAAUAGUUAUCUUUUGGAGCUUGAACCAUGGAAAACUUCAAAGCAAAACUCUUGUUGCUCUUUUCAAUUCUCGUCUCAGCGACCUCUGGACAACAGGACCAAUUGGGCGCUCGCCUCUCUGGGCUGCAAUCCAACCAAAGACGAUCAGACUCACUUGACACAAUUCAACAAAGAAACUUCUUGGAAACUAACGAUUAUGAGUACGUGGAAGAUGUGUCUGCACCCCGGCAAAGGCUGCGGACACCUUCUUCCUCCUCCUCCUCCAGACCAAACGGCUUCACUAACAAUUCUCCACUAUCCGCGGUGUCAGACUGCCGAUCAAAGACCAGACAUAGACCCCAUGAGAAAUACUGCGACUUGUACUAUCACACUACUGGAUGCGACGACGGUCAGGCCUUGUUGAGAUCUUGCCCCAAUGGCUUGGUCUUUACCGGCACCGGACGACCUGGACUUAUGGGUGUCUGCGACUAUCCCCACAAUGUGGAAUGCCAAGGCACCAAACACAAUCCUCGUAUCAGUACUGAACAUUGCGAUUGGUUGUAUGGUAUUUUUGGACACGAGACGUCUUGCACGAGAUACUGGACUUGUUGGAACGGAACAGCCACAGAACAAUUCUGCAUUGGAGGCCUUUUAUACAAUGAAGAGACCCAUGCUUGCGACUGGCCUCAGAAUGUGGUUGGAUGUCAAAAGCAUCCAUUGUGUAAGGACGAUCCCAAUGGAAAUGUUCGUCUGGGAAAAUCUUGCAACCGCUACUGGUCUUGCCAAGGGGGCUACCCGCGUCUUCAAAGAUGUCCAGCCAUGUUAGUUUUCAAUCACCAACUGAAGCGUUGUGUUAACCCUCCUACUGAUGAUUGUUCAGUUCCUGAGCAACAGCCCGAAGAAGAAGAUGAUGGGAACGAUAACAACAACAGCAACAACAACAACAACAACAACAACAACGAUGGUGAGGGAAACGGGCAAGGAAACAGGAGGAAUCAGAAUAAUCAAGACAAACGGAGAGGUGGCGAUGGACAACCAAGACUGUCACAACAACAACUUCCCAAGAACUUCCAAUUGCCUGAAGGUGCCACACUCUUGAGUAGGCCAUCAAGUUAAACGAAACCAUGAACAUUGGUGGUCUCGAGGAUCAAUCAUUUUCAACAUGAUCUGAAGUAUAUUAACAUGAUAUGAAUCAUGAAAAUCAUUUUCCAAUAAGAGAAAAAUAUACGUAUAUGUUUAA
This is a messenger RNA of Tigriopus californicus, 1423 nucleotides long. RefSeq names its product protein obstructor-E-like. The coding region runs from base 232 to 1299 and encodes 355 amino acids. Gene Ontology annotation, molecular function: chitin binding. NCBI's taxonomy places the organism in Eukaryota, Metazoa, Arthropoda, Copepoda, Harpacticoida, Harpacticidae. The transcript is spliced from 4 exons. Gene Ontology annotation, cellular component: extracellular region. The record is from RefSeq and is a predicted model, not a curated record.